This is a messenger RNA of Erpetoichthys calabaricus (reedfish), 3101 nucleotides long. It is a transcript of the gene ccdc149a, whose product is annotated as coiled-coil domain containing 149a. Bases 16 to 1872 code for a protein of 618 amino acids. The transcript has 13 exons. The record is from RefSeq and is a predicted model, not a curated record. NCBI's taxonomy places the organism in Eukaryota, Metazoa, Chordata, Cladistia, Polypteriformes, Polypteridae.
UUCUGGCUGUGGCGAAUGACCAGCUGGCAAACACCAACGCGACCCACCUGGUUCGGAGACUUUACGUUUUACAGGAACAUAUGCAAUUGUAUGUACACAGACAUAUCAGAAUACUGUAUCUGGACAUUAAUUAUAAUCAACAAAGAACAAAAAGCAAUGAAUCCGUGCAAACGAAGCGAGAGCGAAUGGCAGGGUCUUGUGAACGAGUUUUUGAUAUGCAAACGGAAAUUGGAAAGCAAGAAGGAAGCCCUGCUAAUUCUUUCCAAGGAGCUGGAUACAUGCCAGCAGGAGAGGGAUCAGUACAAGCUGAUGGCAAACCAACUGAGAGAGCGACACCAGUCACUAAAGAAGAAGUAUACAGAGCUUAUUGAUGGAGACCCUACUCUGCCACCAGAAAAACGGAAACAGGUAAAUCUUGCCCAGCUGUUGAGAGAUGCCCGUGAGCAAAGUAAACAACUGGCAGAUGAAAUGAAGGAGCUGAAGCAGCGAUUGGCAGAAGCCCAGGGGGAUAACAAGCUCCUCAGAAUGACCAUUGCUAAGCAGCGGCUUGGGGAUGAAGAAGUAGGAGCUCGUCACUUUCCAGCCCAUGAGCGUGAGGACCUUGUUAAACAGCUAGAGAAAGCAAGAGAACAGAAUGAAGAUUUAGAGCAUAACCUCCAGGCAAUAACAGAUGAACUUCAAGAUGUGAAAGCUGAGCGAACCUUUUACCAGGAAAAGUCCAAUAGGUUAAACAUAGAACUCAACCAUGUUCUUGGAGGCCAUGAAAAUCGUAUUAUAGACGUAGAUGCCCUGUGCACUGAAAACAGAUAUUUACAUGAAAGACUUAAGCAACUGCAGGAAGAAGUUAACCUUCUCAAAAACAAUGUUGUUAAAUACAAGAAUGCACUUGAACGAAGAAAAAAUUCUAAAACAAAUACACGAUCCAGCAGUAAUGCUCUUACAGGAAUCCUAUCUGCCCGGCAAGUUCAAGAAUUGCUAUCUGAAGAAAAUGGUUGCAGCUUACCAGCUACUCCUCAGUCUAUAUCAGAUUUGAAGUCAUUGGCUACUGCCCUUCUGGAGUCCAUUCAUGAAAAAAACAUGGUUAUUCAACACCAGCGUCAAACAAACAAAAUUCUUGGAAACCGUGUUGCAGAGCUUGAGAAAAAGCUAAAAACAUUAGAAGUUUCCGGUCUGUGGAGUCUUCCAGGCCUGACCUACAAUGUCUCAUUGGGAUUAGGGAGAGGUAAAGAUACUAUUAUGCUAACCGACCCUGUACAAGGUUUCAGUCACAGGCCCUGUUCUCCAGCGUUACAGUUAAUGGCACUGCCCCCACAAAUGAUGUCACAACAAUAUAAAGCAGAUUUGAGGAUAGAAAAUGGGCAAGAUGCUGCAGCUGACCAGAAGCAAGCUGAAUGCACUGGCUCUGAAUGUAUGACAUUUUCCCAGGUAGAACCAGAGGAUGACACAUGUAGCAAUAUCAGUAUAACAUUGGCUGCAACAGAUGAAAUAAUAUUGUCAUCACCCAGUCCUGCCAGUGCUCAAAAUCCAGAAGACCCUGGAAAGAAGAUUGUAAAACUAACUGAAAUGUUGGCAACUUCUGAAUUAGAUUGUAGGGAUAUUAACUGCACAGUAAAGUCACUGGACGCUGAGACUGAAACCAGCACAUCGCUAAAGGAUUCCCCUGAAUUUCUUGAUUCUGAAGUGAAUUUGAUGAAUAUGCACAUUACUCAGGAAGAAAGCAAAUCUGCACUUUAUACAAGAAAUGGUCUUAGAGGUAAUGAGGAAGCUAAAGAUGCAGGAUUACAAUCAAACACUGAAAUGCUAAAGGGUUUUUCUCAAGAAGGCUCUAAAGAAGACAAACAUGAAAAAUAUUUUGAACAAGGUUUAGUAUAGAUCAUCCUCUGUUAUGAGUCUGAUAGGAAGUAAUGAGAAAAGGAAACUCAUCACAGGAAAAUGAUAUGCAAGUCUGAGUUUCACUUUACCUGGAACUUGCUUUUUUAUUUUUGAACCAUUAUUAGCAGAUGUGUCAAUUCCCAACAAGGCUCAGGCUUUCCUUCUUACUGUAAACAGUGAGAAUUACAUAAUGUGCUGGAAAUAUUAUUUGAAGAAAAGCUUUUCUGAAGCAUGCACUACAUUAUACUGUGUUCCUAACAAAACUGUAUUUUUCAAAGACUAGGUUUCUCUUAUAUAAAUAUUUAAUUCAAUUGUUAUAUUUUUAGACUUUUCAGCUUUUCAGAUUUCUUUACCCAAACCAACAUGCUGCCCAGUGUUUCCUUGAUGUAAACUUGAUUAAGAAUAUUUUCUAACCAGCCAGUUUAUGUAAACAUCUGCAUAUACUCCUGAACUACUGAUUUACGUUUUUGCAAAAUCACUGUCUCAAACAUUUUUUCCUUGACAUUUUCCAUGCCUGCACUUCACAGUCCAGGUUAACAGAAACAUGUUCCUUCAGCUGCUUAACACUUUUGUUUGCACUCAUUCUCUGCAGCUGAUUAGCUGCUGAUUUGAAGAAUGAGAUUUAUUAAUGUAGAUAAGCACAUUGAUGAAGAUAUGGGUGGCAUGGUGAAGGUAAAGGUCAUGUACUGUGAAGCUGAAGCUGAACUACCUCAGAUGUACUUGGUCGCAGAGUCUGAAUCUUUCAGGAAGUAUAUCAUGUUCUCUGUGUGUAUAGCUUUUACCAACCAGUUGCUACUAUCAUAUACUGGAUAUACUCUAAAAGGUGUAUAUAUGUGUGUGUAAAUGCUAUAUAUACACUUAAAAACAAUUUUGUCCAUGUUUGUCUUUUAACACUCAUCAUGUGCUCAUUGUCUACAGGUCCAAACUCCAAAGGUUAGACACAAUUAAAUGGUUUUAUUUAGACAGAUUGAUAAUAAAGACUCAUUUGUAAGCACAGUCCUAUAAAUCUGACUAUCAAUCUGAGUACAAGGUAUGGCUUUUUACAUAUCUGAACUUAAAUUUUCCAAACCAAUAUAAAUCAACAGUUUGACUGGAAUCUUUUGAUUGUAAUGACAAGCUUUAAAUCUAAAUAUUUACCUAUAAUUUUAAAGUCUAUAUAGUAAUUUUUACCACAAACAUGUUUACAUACUUUGAAAAAUUCCUACAUUGGAUGAAGCACUUGGCAAUUG